Molecule: messenger RNA, 192 nt
Organism: Caenorhabditis briggsae
Lineage: Eukaryota; Metazoa; Nematoda; Chromadorea; Rhabditida; Rhabditidae
Exons: 2
Coding region: 1-192 (63 amino acids)
Source: RefSeq, a predicted model, not a curated record
AUGAAGCCUGGCAGAAGUCGUUGCUCGCUUUACGAUCCGCGGUCAGAAGAAGAAGACUCAACCGAUGAAAACGAUCGAAUCGAGAUGUUCGAGCGAACAACUGGCACAAACGGGUAUCCCAUCCAAAACAUUGAUUUCCAUCCAUCGAAUUUUUUUGCUUUGGUGUCAUCGAAUAAACAGAAAUAUCUAUAG